AUGAUCGAUGUCGAUUCAGGCUUUGCCCCCCCGUUUUGGCAGCAGUGCGUGGGGACGGUAACGGUGAUGCGCAAGGACUUCAAGCCACUGACGGCCCAAGCCAUAGAGACCAUCUGGAUGUAUCACUCCUAUGUGCUUGAUAACUUCGGCGAGACUCCUGAUUUCAAACCAAGGAAGUUCAUCACGCCUACGGGUUUUCGCAGAUAUUGUGAGGAGUACAAAAAGGAGGUCAAUGGAUAUGGAACGCGAGAUGAUUUUCGAGAUGUCGUGUUGCCCUUCUGA
Molecule: messenger RNA, 282 nt
Organism: Heterobasidion irregulare TC 32-1
Lineage: Eukaryota; Fungi; Basidiomycota; Agaricomycetes; Russulales; Bondarzewiaceae
Exons: 3
Coding region: 1-282 (93 amino acids)
Source: RefSeq, a predicted model, not a curated record